Molecule: messenger RNA, 7653 nt
Organism: Triticum urartu
Lineage: Eukaryota; Viridiplantae; Streptophyta; Magnoliopsida; Poales; Poaceae
Biological process (GO): nuclear-transcribed mRNA catabolic process, deadenylation-dependent decay; negative regulation of translation
Cellular component (GO): CCR4-NOT core complex; P-body
Molecular function (GO): molecular adaptor activity
Source: RefSeq, a predicted model, not a curated record
AUAAACAACACGAGGGCCAUCCGCCCCUCCGCCAUCUGCGCCUCGCCCUCGGAGACCCAACAGCGAAGGCCAUCAGCCGACCCCCAGCCCCCGCCCGAGCCCCGCUCUCGCCCCCGCCCGCCGCGGCGCUGCCCGCCGGCGAGAUGGUCCCGCUGAACCACCCCGGCGUCGCCGCCGAGGUGCGGCUGGUGCUGCAGGGCGCCACCGACGCCGACCGCGAGUCCGUCCGCCGCGAGCUCUGCCAGUUAGUUGACUAUGGUCACGAUGGAUGUCUUUUGCUGCUCCAAGUCUGUUUGGAUGAAGUGCUGCUGAAUGACAGGGAGGCCAAAAACUUGCAGUUGAAGCAUGAUCUUCUAUCCGCCACUUUCAGAUAUUGUCUGGAUAAAACGUUUUUUAGCACUUGUUUCUGUGAGGCACUGAUGCAGAUAAAAACUGGUACCGAUGGCCUCCUUGAGACUCUGUCGAGUGCACUGGAACUCUCAGCGGCCGAGAAAGUCGGUAUUGGUCUUGCGCUGUCAGAUUCUGAUAAUUCAGGCAUGAAGCUGAAAGGGCAACAAUUUGCAAUUGCUCAAAUUGAGGAGUUGUGUUUGAAUCCUAAUCAAUCGGUACCAAAUGAUCAAAUUCAUGAAAUCGUCGUCUUCCUUCACCAGACCGAUGGCCUGACAAAGCAUAUGGAUACUUUUAGUAACAUUGCUUCUCUUCUAGAAGUUGGACAGAGUCCUUUUUUUGCUCCCAUCCCCAAAGAUCAGCAUGAUGUUCAGUCAAUAAAUCAUUCAAGACAUUUGGAGAUGUACUUGGAUAGCACAAAUGAUGACUUUGAGUCACUUCUUUCUGAAAUUGGGAAAGAAAUAAGUAUGGCGGACAUAGUAACUGAGUUGGGUUAUGGAUGCACUGUUGACAGCACACAGUGUAAGGAAAUACUUUCCACUUUUCAGCCUCUUGAUGAUGUGGCAAUAUCUAAGUUGCUCGGGGCAGUUAUUGGCACUCAAAAUAGUCUUGCAGAGGCCCAUAACACUUAUGCAACCUUCGUAUCUGCUAUUCGAAAUACCCACUUGAGUGAGUCGCCUCAAUUGACUACAUGGAACACAGAUGUUCUUGUGGAUUCAAUCAACGAAUUGGCCCCAAGUACUAAUUGGGUGCAUGUUAUGGAAAGCCUUGAUCAUGAGGGUUUCAGUAUUCCUGAUGAAGCAGCUUUCUGUUUACUGAUGAAUAUAUAUGGCCGCGCUUGCAAGGAUCCCUUUCCGCUUCAUGCUGUUUGUGGGUCAAUGUGGACAAAUACAGAAGGCCAGAUAUCAUUUUUAAAGCAUGCAAUUUCUGCCCCUGCUACUAUUUUUACAUUUGCACAUAGUUCGAGGCUGCUGGCACUUCCGGACUUUGCAAGUCUUGGUCCAGGUAAUCAUGCUUGGUUUUGCCUUGACCUUCUAGAGGUUUUGUGCCAGCUUGCUGAAGUUGGACACACUGUGUCGGUGCGGUCCAUGCUCGAUUAUCCUUUGGGACAUUGCCCUGAACUCCUACUUGUUGGUCUUGGACACAUCAACACUGCAUAUAAUCUCCUCCAAUUUGAAGUGCUGUCCUGUGCAUUUUCUGCUAUUCUGAAGGACACCACAAAGAGAAAUGUGGUGAAUUAUCUCUGGCAUAUUAACCCAUGCCUCACCCUUCGAGGAUUUGUUGAUGCUCAUUCUGAUCCAAGUUGUCUCCUGAGAAUUGUGGAUGUGUGUCACGACCUGAAGAUCCUAUCUGCUGUCCUCGAGUCCACUCCAUUCGCAUUUAGCAUUAGAUUGGUGGCUGCUGCUUGUAGGAAAGAUCAUAGCCAUCUUGAGAAAUGGCUCACUGAGAAGUUAACUGUAUACAAGGACGGUUUUGUCGAGGACUGCGUUAAUUUCCUGAAAGAAGCUAUGAAUGCCGCAUCUUAUGCAGUAGAGGGUACCACGGAACAACCUCAAUUUAGUGUUGUGGACACGUAUUGGGAAGCUUGUCCUCCCUUUAUAAAGGUUCUCCAGUCUCACUUGGGACAGCUCUUAUCCAACCAACUCUCGGAUGAACUAAGGGAGUUGUGUGCUCUGUAUGAAUCGAGAAAUCAGGGUCCUGUAGCAAGGGACAUACCUACCUCGGAGGGAGGUUCAGAUGAUGUUGAAGUAGAAGCAAAUGCGUAUUUUCACCAGAUGUUUUCUGGACAGAUAAACAUUGAUGUGAUGAUACAAAUGCUCACUCGCUUCAAAGAAUCUCCAGAUAAGAGGGAGCAAUCAAUUUUUAAUUGUAUGAUCUCAAAUCUGUUUGAGGAAUACAAGUUCUUUACGAAGUAUCCGGAUAAGCAGCUUAAACUAGCUGCUGUGCUAUUUGGAUCCCUUAUCAAACAUGAACUUGUGGCCCACCUCGGACUUGGGAUUGCUCUACGCGCUGUUCUUGAUGCCUUACGCAAGUCUGUUGAUUCAAAGAUGUUUAUGUUUGGUACGACAGCAUUGGAACAAUUCAUGGAUCGUGUAAUAGAGUGGCCACAGUACUGCAAUCACAUAUUGCAGAUUUCACAUCUUCGAGCUACUCAUGCUGAAAUGGUCUCUGCAAUUGAGCGAGCACUUGCCCGAAUUUCAUCAAGUCAAAAUGAGCCCAACGCUGGCAACUUGCUUUCUACGGAGCAGCUUGUUUCUGGAUCGUCAUCUAUUGAAGCCAUGGAGGCAUCUGAACCAUCAUGGCAGUUAAUGGGUACAUCUCCAACUCAGCUAGGAAGGACACCUUACCCGUUGCAGCAAAGGCAACCAAGUGUCCUUGGAGACAGGUCCAAGAUCUCCAUCGGCACCUCUCAGAAUAAGAGCAUUUUACCUAGUCAGCCUUCGGUUCCUUCAGCAUCUGCUGAUUCAGCCUUUAAUUUAAAGACUACUGUUCCACCUUCAUUAGCUCACUCUAUGAGCAUGUCAAAUAGUGCUCAUUCCACUAGUUUUCUGCGCCCCCGGAAUACCUCGACAGUUUUGCCCCGGCAACAUUCCUACACUACGGGAUUUGGAAAUGCUUUAAAUAUUGAGACACUUGUAGCUGCAGCGGAGCAAAGAGAUAAUCCAAUUGAGACUCCCCCAUCUGAAGUUCAGGACAAGAUCUUGUUUAUGAUUAACAAUAUAUCCACCUCUAAUAUGGAAGCCAAGGCGAAAGAAUUUAAUGAAGUGCUUCAGGAACAAUAUUAUCCUUGGUUUGCACAGUACAUGGUCAUGAAAAGGGCAAGCAUCGAGCCAAAUUUUCAUGAUUUAUACCUGAAAUUCUUUGACAAACUUAACUCAAGAUCCUUGAGUAAGGAGAUGCUGAAAGCUACAUAUGAGAACUGCAAGGUUUUGUUAAGAUCAGAUCUUAUCAAAUCUAGUUCCGAGGAACGUUCCUUGCUAAAAAAUUUGGGCAGUUGGUUGGGAAAAUUUACCAUUGGAAGAAACCAGACAUUAAGAGCCAAGGAAAUUGACCCGAAAUCUCUUAUUGUGGAGGCUUAUGAGAGAGGACUUAUGAUUGCUGUAAUUCCAUUCACUUCAAAGAUUCUCGAACCUUGCCAUUCAAGUAUAGCAUAUCGUCCUCCAAAUCCGUGGACAAUGGGAAUUCUUAGUCUACUUUCUGAGAUCUAUAAUCUACCAAACCUGAAGAUGAAUCUAAAAUUUGACAUUGAGGUCCUGUUUAAGAACCUCAGUGUGGACAUGAAAGAUGUGAAACCGACUUCCCUUCUUAAAGAUCGAGGACGUGAAGUUGAGGGAAACCCAGAUUUUUCAAACAAAGAUGUUGCUUCGUCCCAAACCCCAGUGGCUGCAGAAGUCUCUUCAGGUGUCAACCCCCCAAUAAAACAUGUAGACCUGCAGCCUGAGGUCAAUAGCACUUCCCGUACCCUGAGCCUUCCAACUUUGUAUACUGCUCCUGUUCGUCUCCCUCCUAACAGUAUGGUGGAGGAUGAUAAAAUUGCUCUAAUGAUGCCUGAGCAAGUUCCCUCUCACACCUUGACCCAGGUCUCAUCUUCACAAACACCAUUAGUAUCACUAUCGCCAUCGCCACUCUCUCUAACUCAGCUUUUGUCGCUGAUUCCACAUGAUGAGAUACGCUUCAAAAUAAGCUCAAAACUUUUGCCUUUUGGCUCACAGUUGCAGUUCAGCAAAAUCAUGGGUGUGGCUUUGGAUAAGGCUAUCAAAGAGAUAAUACUCCCGGUCAUUGAAAGAAGUGUCUCAAUAGCAAGCAAAACUACAAAAGAAAUUAUUCUAAAGGAUUAUGCAACGGAAUCUGAUUACAGUGCCGCAAAUCGCUCGGCUCGUUUGAUGGUCGGAACAUUAGCUGGAAGUCUAGCCCAUGUUACUUGCAAGGAACCGCUUCGUGUUGCGCUACUGUCUCAUCUCCGAAGCCUUACUCAAAACCUUGCUAGCAACAGCGAAACUCUUGAGCAAGUAGUACAGGUUCUGAUCAACGACAAUUUGGAUCUUGGCUGUGCAAGUAUCGAGUCUGUAGCGGCGCGCAAGGCUGUUGAUUCGAUUGAGGGUGAAAUAACUCAAUCCUUUUCACAACAAAGGAAGAAAAGAGAGGCAGCUGGUCCUACAUAUUAUGACUCUUUUACUUAUGCUCAAGGUCCAUUUGCCCCUGUACCUGAAGUAUUCCAUACCAAGGCAGAGUCUCCUGCCCAACAACGAGUAUAUGAGGAGUUUGGUCAUGUAUGGCAGAGUCAUGGCCAAAGUGUUGGUGCUGCAGGUUCUGGUACAGCUGCUGUAUCGAGCAAUUUUGGUGUACCUCGAGCUUACAGCCCAAGUUUAGCACAAGCUUCCAGUGCUUUCUUGUCUGCUCAAACAGCUCCACUUACAUUAACUCAGCCUACAGAGCUGGUGUAUGAGGAAUUGAUUCCUGGCGCUGCACAACUUUCUAGUGAUUCUCCUGCUCAAGUUGGGAUCAGCGACUCUUCUGGCUGGCUUGGUGGAACCAUUGGUGAUGCAUCCACAUCUCCACCCUUGAUGUCUAAUGACUUACCUGCGGGUGGAAUAAUGGAUUUAAAUGUUAUGACGCCACCUCCAGCUACAUUUUCUGACAAUCUAGGAUCUGGUUUACCUGAUACUUUGAGCACUGGUGAUGCUAUGGAGAGAUACGAACAGGUUUCACAAAAGCUGGAAGUCUUGAUUGCCAAGGAUGGUAAAGAUGUGGAAAUCCAGUCUGUUGUAGCGGAAGUUCCUGAUAUCUUACUCAAAUGUGUUAACCGGGAUGAGGCUGCAUUAGCUGUUGCACAAAAGGUUUUCAAAAGUUUGUAUGACAACACAUCAAAUAGCGGUUUUGUCAUGUGGUCUCUAGCAACCUUAGUUGCGAUAAGAGAUGUAUGCAAGCUUGUUGUCAAGGAGCUAACAAAUUCCGUAAUCUAUUUGGACGAUGAGAAGAAGUUUAAUAGUGAAAUCAUUUUUGCCCUUAUUCGUUCUGAUUUGCUGGAUGUCAAAGAGUACAAUGUUCAUUUAGCAAAGCUAAUUGACGGUGGAAGAAACAAGAUUGCAACAGAAUUUGCCAUGUCACUUGUCCAGACAUUGAUUACUCAGGACUCUGCUAGUAUCUCAGAACUCCAGGAUGUUGUUGAUGUGCUAUCAAAGAUUUCAAGGAGGCCAGGUUCACCUGAGUUGAUGCAACAGGUGAAUGAGAUUGCAAGGAAUAAUGCUAACAAUGCUCCUGGUUUUGCUUUUGGGAAGGAUAAAAAGGUUCUACCUAACCGGGCAAACAAAGAGGAAAACAGUGUUAACGACGCCACUGUAGCUGAUUCUGUUGCUUUUCAAGACCAGGUUGCACACCUAUUUUCUGAGUGGUGCCAAAUAUGUGAUCAUCCAAAUGCUAGUGAUGCGGCCUAUAGUCGUUAUGUUAUGCAGUUGCAACAUAUUGGCCUGCUGAAGGGAGAUGAAUUCACUGAGCGUUUCUUCCGAAUUCUCACGGAACUUGCUGUUGCACACUCUCUAGUCUCUGAGCAAAUUAAUGCUCCUGGUGGAUUGUCUCAGCAGUCAUCACAUAUAUCAUAUUUCCCCAUUGAUUCAUAUUCGAAGCUUGUGUCUGUGGUGAUAAAGAAUUGUUCAGUGGAAAUAGGACCAAAUAAAGGCAGCCUUCUUCCCAAGAUAUUGUCAGUGACAAUUAGGGUCAUUCAGAAAGAUGCUGAAGAGAAGAAAGCUUCAUUUAACCCCCGACCAUACUUUCGGCUGUUUAUCAAUUGGCUGAAUGACCUUAGUACUUCUGAACUCCAUCAUGAUGGAGCUAAUUUCCAGGUUUUGGCUGCAUUUGCAAAUGCAUUCCAUGUACUGCAACCCUCGAGAAUUCCUAGCAUGAGCUUUGCUUGGCUUGAGUUGGUGAGUCAUAGAACCUUCAUGGCAAGACUGCUGACGGGCAAUUCACAAAAAGGGUGGCCUUUUUUCCAACGGCUACUUAUUGAUCUGUUCAAAUUCAUGGAACCGUAUUUGAGAACUGCCGACCUUUUAGAACCAGUGCACCUUAUGUACAAAGGAACUAUGAGAGUGCUGCUUGUACUACUCCAUGACUUUCCUGAAUUUCUGUGUGAUUAUCACUUCAGUUUUUGUGACGUGAUCCCUUCCAGUUGCAUUCAAAUGCGCAAUGUCAUUCUUAGUGCUUUUCCGCGCAACAUGAGACUUCCAGACCCAUCUACUCCUAACUUGAAGAUUGAUCUGCUAGCUGAAAUUUCAUUACCUCCACGAAUCAUGUCAGAUGUCGAUGGUGCCCUCAAGUCAAAGCAUAUGAAGGCUGAUGUCGAUGAGUAUCUUAAGAGACCAGAAGGCUCAUCCUUUUUGAAUGAUCUGAAGCAAAAAUUGCUGCUGCCUCAGAAUGAAGCUAAUGUUGCUGGGACACGCUACAAUGUGCCUCUGAUGAAUUCGCUUGUUCUCUACAUUGGCAUCCAAGCGGUGCAACAAUUGCAAGCGAACAAGGCAAAUGCAUCUGCGUCAGCACAGCAGAUUAACCAUAAUACAAUGGAUAUUUUUCAGAUCGAAACAGCGACUGAAUUUUUCAGAUAUCUUGUAACGAACUUGGAUACAGAGGGGCGCUACCUAUUUUUGAAUGCGAUUGCUAACCAACUGCGCUACCCGAAUAGCCACACACACUACUUCUCCUUCAUCAUUCUGUAUCUAUUUGCUGAAGCUGCCCAGGAACAUAUCCAGGAGCAGGUAACCAGGGUUCUCUUAGAACGGCUGAUAGUGAACCGUCCUCACCCCUGGGGAUUACUCAUCACCUUCAUCGAGCUGAUAAAGAACCCACGCUACAACUUUUGGAACCGAGCCUUCACACACUGCGCACCUGAGAUUAAGCAGCUGUUUGAGUCGGUCGCAAAGUCAUGCGGUGGAGGCGCUGGAAAGGCAGUGGAUGAUGGCUCUGAUGGCGGCCACUAAUGUAGUUAGUUUCUUGUAAAUGGUAUAUGGCUGCUUGUCAUGGUCUGAUGGGUUGAUGUGCGCUUGCUGACAGAUAUUUGUUUUGUAUCAUACUGGAUAUUGUGCUGUGAAGAUUGUGGUGAACCCUUUAACCAUCAGCAAAUAUUAGCCCUUAGAGGUACUUACUCAUAUUAUAUUUGUAAAAAUCAGGUGUUUGUCGUAUCAUACUUUGUUGUUUGUUGAAAAGUGUCUUUCAAACCCUGAGCAAUAAACAUAUCAUGCAACAAUUGUAAAGCAGUUUAUUUUUGACGGAAAA